AUGGCAAACAGGCAGCUCCAUAAAUCAUCGUCAUUUUCAUUUUCAAGAUCAAGAUCUCCAAUCUUCCUCCUCUUAACAAUCUCUCUUUUCGUUUUUUCUCUCCUCUUCUAUCUAUCUACCCGUUACCCAUCCGCCUCCCCAUACCCUAACUCUGAGCCGAAUCUCACUCUCAAACCCGAAACCUCAUUCGUCGCGUCCCUCGAGGACUUCCUCACUCACAGAGCAUCACCACCACCACCAUCAUCUCUGGUUCGUACAGUUAGCGAAGAGGACGUGUCAAGAUUCGACGACAAAUUGUUUUCUAAAGAGAGCGAGAGAUUUUACAGAGAACCAUACUACCCGUUGGAUUUGCCAAUUAGGGUUUACGUGUACGAGAUGCCGACAAAAUUCACCUACGAUUUGCUUUGGCUGUUUAGAAAUACUUAUAGGGACACUGAUAAUCUCACCUCUAAUGGCAGCCCCGUGCAUCGGUUAAUCGAACAGCAUUCCGUUGAUUAUUGGCUUUGGGCCGAUUUGAUUGCUCCUGAAUCGGAAAGGUUGUUGAAAAGUGUGGUGAGGGUUGAGAGGCAGGAGGAUGCGGAUUUGUUUUACGUGCCAUUUUUCACGACCAUCAGCUUUUUCUUAUUGGAGAAACAGCAAUGCAAGGCUCUUUAUAGGGAAGGUCUGAAGUGGGUGACAGAUCAGCCUGCAUGGAAACGAUCGGAAGGAAGGAAUCACAUAUUUCCUAUUCAUCAUCCUUGGUCUUUCAAAUCUGUUCGCCGAUAUGUCAAAAAUGCAAUUUGGUUAUUACCAGAUAUGGACUCCACUGGGAACUGGUACAAACCAGGACAAGUUUUUCUGGAGAAAGACCUAAUUCUUCCGUAUGUCCCCAAUGUGAAUUUGUGUGAUGCCAAAUGCACAUCAGAAAGUGAAUCAAAGAGAACCACCUUGCUUUUCUUCCGUGGGAGGCUUAAAAGAAAUGCUGGUGGGAAGAUACGUGCAAAACUUGUUGCAGAACUAAAUGGUGCUGAGGGUGUGGUUAUAGAAGAGGGAACAACUGGAAAGGGAGGGAAAGAAGCUGCUCAAAUUGGCAUGCGCAAGUACAUUGGAUCCUUGGCUCUCUUUCUUGAUCUAGCUGGUGAUACACCAUCUUCUGCCAGAUUAUUUGAUGCUAUUGUUAGUGGGUGCAUCCCAGUUAUAGUUAGUGAUGAACUAGAGCUGCCUUUUGAAGGAAUACUUGAUUACAGAAAGGUAUCCUCUGAUGUUAAGGCUUUAAUAGCUUUAUUUGUUUCUUCCAGUGAUGCCGUACAACCGGGUUGGCUAUUAAAAUUCUUAAAAGGUGUUAGCCCUGCUCAAACCAGGGGACUGCAAAGAAACCUUGCCAAGUAUUCAAGGCACUUUAUUUAUUCCAGUCCAGCUCUACCCCUUGGACCUGAAGAUUUGGCGUGGAGAAUGAUGGCUGGUAAAUUGGUGAACAUCAGGCUUCACACAAGGAGGUCGCAGCGUGUGGUGAAAGAGUCAAGAAGUGUAUGCGCUUGUGAUUGUAAACGUGCCAACUCUACUGGUCCCAAUCCUUCAUAA
Molecule: messenger RNA, 1560 nt
Organism: Dovyalis caffra
Lineage: Eukaryota; Viridiplantae; Streptophyta; Magnoliopsida; Malpighiales; Salicaceae
Source: the annotation of a GenBank genome assembly